Messenger RNA from Colletotrichum higginsianum IMI 349063, 828 nucleotides. Its product is annotated as Short-chain dehydrogenase/reductase. The coding region runs from base 1 to 828 and encodes 275 amino acids. The record is from RefSeq and is a predicted model, not a curated record. Gene Ontology annotation, cellular component: intracellular anatomical structure. NCBI's taxonomy places the organism in Eukaryota, Fungi, Ascomycota, Sordariomycetes, Glomerellales, Glomerellaceae. Gene Ontology annotation, molecular function: oxidoreductase activity, acting on NAD(P)H, oxygen as acceptor. The transcript has 2 exons.
AUGACGUCGGUCUUCGCUUCGGGCAACACGGCCGUUAUUACGGGUGGCGCUGGGGGUGUCGGCCUGGCCAUUGCACAGAAAUGCGUUGGCCACGGCAUGAAGGUUCUCAUCGUCGAUCGCGACACGGAGCUUCUCAGAGCUGCCGAAAGAGAGCUCGGUGAGACUGUCACCGGCUUUGAGCUAGACGUAGGCCAGGUUGAGGGUUGGGAAAAGCUCAAGAUGGUAGUCACGGGCUCAUUCGGAAAUCGCAUUGAUCUCCUGGUUCUCAAUGCCGGUGUAGGAGGCAAAUCCAAUUGGCAAGACCCAGUCAGCUUCCGCAGGAUCCUCGACACCAAUCUAUAUGGCGUCAUCAAUGGCAUCAGCAGCCUUCUACCGCUCGUGGGCGACGGACAGUCAUCCAAGUCGGCCGUCAUCAUUACGGGCUCAAAGCAAGGCAUCACGAAUCCGCCGGGCAACCCGGCAUAUAACGCCAGCAAGGCGGCAGUCAAGAGCCUCGCCGAGCAGCUGUCAUUCGACCUAAGGAACACGGCUACGUCUGUGCAUCUCUUGAUCCCUGGAUGGACCUUUACCGGACUCUCUGGUUCAAGGUCUGGUGCGGAGAAGCCAACGGCCGCCUGGACCGCCGAGCAAGUCGCCGAGUACCUGGAGCAGAAGAUGGCCACGGGCCUUUUCUACAUUCUCUGCCCAGACAACGAGGUGACAGAGAAAUUGGAUCGCUCGAGAAUUCUUUGGAGUGUUGGAGAUGUGAUUGAGGGACGGCCGCCCCUAAGCAGGUGGCGUGAGGAUUACAAAGAGGAGGCACAGGCAUGGAUCGCCAAGCAGUUGUAA